Molecule: messenger RNA, 1020 nt
Organism: Eremothecium cymbalariae DBVPG#7215
Lineage: Eukaryota; Fungi; Ascomycota; Saccharomycetes; Saccharomycetales; Saccharomycetaceae
Gene: PFA3
Product: palmitoyltransferase PFA3
Exons: 1
Coding region: 1-1020 (339 amino acids)
Biological process (GO): protein targeting to membrane; peptidyl-L-cysteine S-palmitoylation
Cellular component (GO): Golgi apparatus; endoplasmic reticulum
Molecular function (GO): protein-cysteine S-palmitoyltransferase activity
Source: RefSeq, a predicted model, not a curated record
AUGGGAAAAAUGACUCAUUAUUGUGGACUUAUUCCGCUACUAUUUCCUCGAGCUCUAACCACACUAAUACUGACGUAUUCAAGCGUGGUAACUUGGACUAGAGCAACGGUAAUCGAUAGCUUCACGCGCACCAUAAUAAUAUGUGUUUUAGUAUCGGCAACCAUUUACACAUAUUUCAAGGUUAUCAGUAUAGGUGCAGGUAGUCCGUUGGAUUUUGAACCAUUAAAAGUUAAGAAUUCUGAACAUGCGGAAGUUGGGUUAGAAUUUCCACCGGAGUUCCUAUCAAAGAAAUCAGUAACUCUACGGCAGAAUGGUAGAUAUCGAUAUUGUGCAACAUGUGGUGUAUGGAAACCGGAUCGUUCUCAUCAUUGUUCUUCAUGUAAUAAGUGCUAUUUGAAAAGAGAUCACCAUUGUCCCUGGUUUUCCUCUUGUAUUGGUUUCAAUAAUCAGAAGUUUUUCGUUCAGUUCCUAAUGUAUUCCACAUUGUACUCAAUAUCAAUUUUCAUUGCUGCAACGUUGCAAAUAGUAUCUUGGUUUCGCAACCAGAACUAUACUACACAAUAUAUUGACAUUAAUCUAUUGGUUGUUUGGUUACUUUCAACUGGGGCAUCGGUUUCAUUAUUCUGUUUCACAGGGUUCAGUAUAUAUCUCUUAACGAAAAACCAAACUACAAAUGAAUUGAAUGCAUCGAAAUAUUUAAACAGAGAUCUGGAAAUAUUCAACGAGAGUCUUGGUCAUUCACCACAGUCCGUUGGAAACCCGUUCGACUUGGGUUCACGUUAUCAGAAUUGGUGUGUUGUUAUGGGAUAUACAUGGAGAGAAUGGCUGCUGCCAAUUAAAACUGACUCUCAGAAGAAGAACCGACAAAGCUUAGAUGAAAAGGGACUAUUUUACCAACUGAAUUCCGAAGUAUAUUCAAGACUUCAUGAGAGUAUGUUUCUGCAGGACCAGUUAAUGAAAAGACUAUCGCCCAGAUCCUCUGCAGAUCUCACGCACCCUUUAUUAUCACCUGGCGAUUGA